AUGGGUGUCCCAUUCGAAGCCCUGCUUCCCUACGUAGUCUGCUUGGGCAUGUUCGGCUUCUCCGGUGCCGCCCUCUCCAAGAUCAGACACAUGCAGAAUGGCGGAAAGAGGGCGAGACACUCGAUUGAUCAGUGGGAUAGGCAGAUGAUGGACAGAGACAGGAGGCUCACAGGCUUUCUCCGAGGGCAGACAGACAACCCGCAAGCGCCGGCUGGCUUCGAGCUCAGCAAUCCCUGGAGGCUUGAGAGAGCAAUCUGCUGA
Messenger RNA from Baudoinia panamericana UAMH 10762, 261 nucleotides. RefSeq lists its product as uncharacterized. Bases 1 to 261 code for a protein of 86 amino acids. The record is from RefSeq and is a predicted model, not a curated record. The transcript is spliced from 5 exons. Lineage: Eukaryota; Fungi; Ascomycota; Dothideomycetes; Mycosphaerellales; Teratosphaeriaceae.